Molecule: messenger RNA, 1486 nt
Organism: Eucalyptus grandis
Lineage: Eukaryota; Viridiplantae; Streptophyta; Magnoliopsida; Myrtales; Myrtaceae
Product: persulfide dioxygenase ETHE1 homolog, mitochondrial
Exons: 10
Coding region: 233-1144 (303 amino acids)
Biological process (GO): glutathione metabolic process; hydrogen sulfide metabolic process
Molecular function (GO): sulfur dioxygenase activity
Source: RefSeq, a predicted model, not a curated record
GGGGUCUCAGGACGCGCGAAAAGCAACGGCCGCGAUCGCGUCGCGCCACGGUGGCUGUAGCCUGUCGCCUUCCCUCUCCCGAGGUUUCGGAGCCAGGGAUGACGGUUGCGGAACUCAAUCAACGCCAUUGCUGAGAGCUCCGACCACCGAUCUUCAUCCUCCUUCCUUCCUUCCUUCCUUCCUUCCACUACAAAACUCACAAAUUCGCGGCCGUUUCGUCCAGCGGAACGGAAUGCUCCGCGUCCGCGGUCUGGCCCGAGUCUCCUCCUGCGGUCUCUCUCCGAGAGCCGCGCCUCGUCCGGCCAUCUCGAUCUCCAGGACGAGGACGGCGGCGGGUUGCGGCCUCAGAUGGCGAGCGAUGGGGAGCGCCAGCGCCUACACGACAUCGUGCGAUAAGCUCCUCUUCCGUCAGCUCUUCGAGGGGGAGUCGUGCACUUACACUUACCUGCUCGCCGACGUGUCUCACCCCGAUAAGCCCGCCGUGUUAAUUGACCCAGUUGAUAAGACAGUUGACAGGGACCUCUCUUUAGUGAGAGAGCUUGGGUUGAAGCUGAUAUAUGCAAUCAACACGCAUGUACAUGCUGAUCAUGUGACUGGGACUGGUUUGAUAAAGGGGGAAGUCCCUGGAGUAAAAUCUGUCAUUUCGAAGGCAAGCAAUGCAAGAGCUGACUGUUUUAUAAAAGCAGGAGAGAAGAUUCAUUUUGGCGAUCUAUUCCUGGAGGUCCGGGCUACACCAGGACAUACGCAAGGAUGUGUUACAUAUGUUACAGGAGAUGGACCUGGUCAACCCAGACCAAGGAUGGCUUUCACCGGAGAUGCCUUGCUAAUUCGUGGGUGUGGGCGGACUGAUUUCCAGGGUGGAAGUUCACUUCAAUUGUACCAGUCAGUGCAUUCACAGAUUUUCACAUUACCCAAGGAUACAUUGGUCUAUCCUGCUCAUGACUACAAGGGAUUCACUGUUAGCUCUGUGGGGGAGGAACUUCUCUACAAUCCCAGGUUAUCGAAAGAUGAGAAAACUUUCAAAAGUAUUAUGGAAAAUCUAAACCUCUCUUACCCAAAGAUGAUUGAUGUGGCUGUUCCUGCAAACUUGGUCUGUGGGUUGCAAGACUCGUCUGCAAAGCCAGCCAAGGCUGCAUCAAACUAGGCACAGUCCAAGUUAUCGGCUGAUAAAUAUCUAUCCUAUGUAAAAAAACUCGGCUUCAUGAUUAUACGCAGGCUAAAUAUCGGCUUACUACUAAUUUUAUUGCUGCAAGAAGUAGUGGCUGACGUCAUCCCCCAUUAUCCCAUCCACAUUGAAUCUCCACUCAGUCACUCAAAUCAAGAUAUGGUUACUUCAAGAUUUGUGCAUUUCUAGCUUAUUACUGUUUGCCUUUACUCUUUACCUGGCUACAAUUGUGUAUCUAGAAUAUAAAGACGAGAAAAUAACAGGUAUUCACUCACUAUUCAAGGCAAUAAUUGCUUCAAAUUUACAUAAUUUUCUCGUGGA